Messenger RNA from Symbiodinium pilosum, 1874 nucleotides. The record is from the annotation of a GenBank genome assembly. Lineage: Eukaryota; Dinophyceae; Suessiales; Symbiodiniaceae.
GACGUGACCGAGCAGGCAUUAACCAUUCUGAGCAUUGCCGCAAGCGCAUCACUGAUGCCUUGAAAGAAACCAUAGCUGGACAAGCCCGACUGGACCGAGAAGGAGGCGAGCCAACCGAAGGCCAAGGCAGCGCCUCCAGUGGCACAACAGAAGCCUUUAACCGUGGUGUAGCUGCUUCAGCGGCGCCACCUACAGGUCAAAAGAGGAAAAGCGAGGGUGGAGGCGACGAGCAAAGGGCUGAGGUACCACCCACUGAAGCGCGAUCAGAACCUCAGAAGCGGAAAGCUACAGAGAGCACUGAGGGUAUGAUCGAAGAGCUCACUGCACAAGAACGGGAAGAUUUCAUAGCAAGUGUUCAAGGGAAAACUAACCCUACCUGCGAUCUGGAGGACGAUCUGUGGGAGGAGAAGUUCUUCGACGAGAACACUGGCAAGCAACUGCCACUCGAAGGUGUCAAGCAAGCCCGCACGGAAGAGAUCGAAACGAUCAACACCAUGGGCGUGUGGGAGGUUAUUCCCCGUCCUCCUGGGGAAAAGACCAUCGGCGCACGGUGGAUUGACAUCAACAAAGGUGACAGCCCACAUAUGAAACUGCGUUCCCGCUUGGUGGCCCAAGAGCUGAAACGCAAGAAGGAUUACAGGGAAGGCGAGGACCAAGUGUGCGUCCUGUUCAUAGACGUGAAGAAGGCACACUUCUGGAGCCCUGUUAGGAGGCGACUUCUGGUAGAGCUACCUCCUGAAGCUGGGGAGGACAAGACAAAAGUUGGUCUGUUGAAAAGGAGCCUCUACGGAACGCGAGACGCCCCUUCCAACUGGGAACAUGCCAUUAAGGAUGUCAUGGAGUCUAUAGGUUUCAAGCAGGGAGUCUCCAACCCUUGCCUGUAUGUCCAUGAUGAGUUCUCAUUGCGCUGUAAUGUUCAUGGGGAUGAGUUCACCGUAGUCGGAAGCUACGACAAGCUUCAACGGCUCAUUAAAGAACUGAAAAAGGCCUGGACCAUAGAAGUCCGUGGUAUUUUGGCAAGGCCCGGUUCGCGUCUGCCAAAUGUGUGCCACAAGAUCUCAGUCCUCAACCAUCUAGUUUCUUGGACCGAGCACGGCAUAGAACUAGAAGCUGAUCCUAGGCGCGUAGAACUGGUGCUAGAACAGCUAGGACUUGAGAAGGCUGCUCCUGUCGCCACACCGCUGGUGAAAAGCAAAGGAGAUGAAGAGGAAGUUCCCUUGACUGACCAGGAAGCAGGAUACUACCGGUCAGUGGCUAUGAGAAUCGGUUACCUAUCAAUGGAUAGGCCGGACAUGUUGAGAACUGUCCGCGAAUUGGCGAAGGGUUUGAAAGCCCCUACCAGCUUUCAUUGGAGCUUGCUAAAGCGUGCUGCAAGAUACUUGAAGGGUGUUCCACGGCUGGUUCAGCUGAUACCCAAUCAAGAUAGCUUCAGCAUUAUCCAAUGCUGGUCGGAUACUGACCAUGCAGGUUGUGUUCGGACUCGCAAAAGCACAACUGGUUCAGUCAUCCAACUUGGCCGAUCCGUGAUCAAAGCCACAGCAAAAGGGCAAGCUGUUAUUGCGCUCUCAUCUGGAGAGGCGGAGUACUGUGGCCUCAUUUCGACGGCCAGUGCCGCUUUGGGAGAGCAAGCCAUGCUUGCUGAUUGGAACAUUUCUUGCCCAGUAUGCGUCAACAUGGACGCCACUACUGGAAUGUCCAUUGGCAGCCGAAGGGGGCUGGGAAAAGUGAAACACAUAGAUACCUGUUUUCUAUGGGUGCAGGACCUGGUAGACAGACAACGCAUUCGCCUGAAGAAGGUGAAUACAGGCGACAUGUUAGCAGACAUUAUGACGAAACCCUUAGAUGCUGGGACGAUCCGAAAAUUCCUCAGCUGA